AUGGGCCGACGCCAGUUGAGUAUUUGGUAUAUUUGCUAUUGGCCAGCAUCAUUGCAGCGUGCCUUCGAGGGUCAGCGUGCCUUCGAGGGUCACGGAUUGGAUGCGGCCGAGCCGGAGGACGACGUUGACGACAAGAAAGGGGUGGAUCCGCGACGCCAGGGGCUGUGCAAUGAGGCGAAAGCACAAUCAACACCGAACAUAGUCUUGAAGUUCGUUUACAACGAUGUACUCUCGACAACACUGGUGCCUUCGACAUGGAAGAGGAGAGAGAAGCGAUCGAACAAUGCCUGCGUUUUUGUAAAGCUGUUGGAUAUUGUAUCAUACAUUUGA
This is a messenger RNA of Penicillium odoratum, 330 nucleotides long. RefSeq lists its product as uncharacterized. The coding region runs from base 1 to 330 and encodes 109 amino acids. The record is from RefSeq and is a predicted model, not a curated record. The transcript has 2 exons. NCBI's taxonomy places the organism in Eukaryota, Fungi, Ascomycota, Eurotiomycetes, Eurotiales, Aspergillaceae.